Molecule: messenger RNA, 2356 nt
Organism: Micropterus dolomieu (smallmouth bass)
Lineage: Eukaryota; Metazoa; Chordata; Actinopteri; Centrarchiformes; Centrarchidae
Product: matrix metalloproteinase-18-like
Exons: 12
Coding region: 1-1887 (628 amino acids)
Biological process (GO): proteolysis; collagen catabolic process; extracellular matrix organization
Cellular component (GO): extracellular matrix
Molecular function (GO): zinc ion binding; metalloendopeptidase activity
Source: RefSeq, a predicted model, not a curated record
AUGCUGUGGCUGUGUUUUGUGACUCUUAUGGUGACCGGCCAGACUCUUGUCACAGCCUUGCCUCUCCGAACUCCAGACCUGCGAAGACCCCAUGCAGAACCACCUGAAGCCGACCAAGAGUUUGCAGAGGUCAAGUCAGAGAGACAGAAGAGGACUACAGACCCAGAUGAAGAUGCUGAUUGGACGACUGAAUUCUGUGAUAACGUCCAGAAGAUGCAGCGCUUCUUUGGUUUACCUCCAAGUGGAGAGCUGACCAGAGAGACUCUGGCAGUAAUGAAGAAGCCGCGCUGUGGUCUGUCAGAUGUGGAACGAUUUGGAGAGUCAGUUCGCUGGAAGAAGAGGACCCUCAGCUACAGGAAGACAUUUUACAAGUAUCUUUUAAAGGAAUUUAAUCAAAUAUGUUUUCCACAUUAUCCCUGUAAAUCAGAUUUCAGGAGAUUUCCAGGCUACUCCCUAGUCACUACACCCCUGAGCGUUACCGUAGUCGAGCCAGCAGUAGAUGACCAUGACUACACCUUGUUUUCUGGCCUGGAAUAUCUACGGCACUUCUAUGGCUACAAGCCCAAGUCAGAGAGACAGAAGAGGACUACAGACCCAGAUGAAGAUGCUGAUUGGACGACUGAAUUCUGUGAUAACGUCCAGAAGAUGCAGCGCUUCUUUGGUUUACCUCCAAGUGGAGAGCUGACCAGAGAGACUCUGGCAGUAAUGAAGAAGCCGCGCUGUGGUCUGUCAGAUGUGGAACGAUUUGGAGAGUCAGUUCGCUGGAAGAAGAGAACCCUCAGCUACAGGAUUGCUGGCUACAAGUUCCCUAUCCAGGCCUCAAAGGUUUCCAGAGUCUUCAGAGCAGCAUGGAAACUCUGGUCCAACGUAGCGCCGAUGAAAUUUCGCAAGCGGGGCAGGAAAGAGGCUGACAUUGUCAUCUCCUUUCACCAUGGCGACCAUAAGGACGGCUCACCUUUUGAUGGCAAAGGAGGAGUCCUGGCUCAUGCCUUUAUGCCCGGGUCUGGUAUUGGUGGAGACAUACACUUUGAUGCUGAUGAAGAUUGGAGCUUUAAUUCUACUGGUAUCAACCUUUUUGCUGUAGCAGCCCAUGAAUUUGGACAUGCACUUGGCCUGCCCCACUCAUCUGACCCCGGAGCUAUCAUGUACCCAGCAUACAACUUUGCCCCAAAUAAUGAACCUCAGCUCUCCUUCCGCGAUGUCAAAGAUGUCCAACACCUAUAUGGUAUCAGUCCCCGUUUUGCUUCAGAAUUCUCAAAAAAACCUCCUCCAAGAACACCUGACAAAUGUGAUCCAGAACUGUCCUUUGAUGCUGUAACAGAAUUACAACAAGAGGUCCUGUUUUUCAAAGACAGAUUCAUGUGGCGUAAGCAUCCUAUGUUUGAUGAAACAGGAAUCACCCUGAUUAGCAGUCUGUGGCCGGACACAGUACCCCUCUACUUAGACGCUGCCUAUGAGAAUGUGGAGAAGAAUGUUAUUCUGUUUUUCAAAGGUCGUCAAUACUGGAUGCUGAGGCAGUUAAAACUUGAGGAGGGUUUUCCACGAAACAUCUCAGACUUGGGCUUCCCCUCUAGAAUAAAAUCUGUAGAUGCUGCUCUUCACUUCAGGAAUGACCGCUACACUGUGUUCUUCACUGGCCAUGAGUGCUGGAGGUACAAUGAGCAGCAGAAGAUGAUGGAAGGAUCACCGACACUUAUAGAGCAGCAGUGGCCCGGGAUUCCAACUCCGAUAGAUGCAGCCGUCAUCUAUGAUGGCUUUGCGCACUUCUUCAAGGGAAACAUUCACUACACUUUUGACUCCAGCUCUAAAUGUGUGGUCUCCACCGGCCCUGCUAAUGAUCUGCUGGAAUGCAAGGAGAACAAUGAAAUACCGACAGAGAGGAGAUAAUUGAAAGACUGUUCUUCAUGUAGCUUGAUGACGAUGGUGCUGUGUACUUUCUCCAUGUGUAUACACAAGUGUUACAAAACUGUAUAUUAAGCAAUAACCACAAUGUACCUAAUAACAAUUUGGGAACAGAUGAAUAAUCCAGGGAAGUGGUUAAAAGUGUUACCUCAGUACGUAGUACAAUGUUGAAAUAAUGGCAUUUGUACCAGUUUGACAGUUGUUCUGUAAUGUUGAUGUUACAAAUGUGUUUUUUAAUGUUUGUAUUUUAUUCAAAUGUUGCUGCUAGAUGUGUGUAUUUGUUUGUUUUUGUGUGCGUGUGUGUGUGUGUGUGUGUGUGUGUGUGUGUGUGUGUAUUUGCUAAAUAAUAUUUGAAAUAUCUUCACAUGUAUUGCAUUGUAUUACAGUUCUUCUAAAGACACCUGACAAAAUGUAAACUGUAUUUUAUGGUUCUACCUUUGCAUCAUCUUUUGGU